Molecule: messenger RNA, 1288 nt
Organism: Colletotrichum scovillei
Lineage: Eukaryota; Fungi; Ascomycota; Sordariomycetes; Glomerellales; Glomerellaceae
Product: glycolipid transfer protein
Exons: 4
Coding region: 202-819 (205 amino acids)
Biological process (GO): intermembrane lipid transfer; ceramide transport
Cellular component (GO): membrane; cytoplasm; cytosol
Molecular function (GO): ceramide 1-phosphate binding; ceramide 1-phosphate transfer activity
Source: RefSeq, a predicted model, not a curated record
AUUUGCUUGACCGCCCCUCGAUUCCCGUCCUGUCCCUUUUUUUGGGUUUCGCUUCUCGUCUGAACAGCUCCUGGAACAUCUGCUCUUUUACCUAACUACAUCUCCUCCCUUUCUUCUACGCUUCUGCUCCUCUAUUCUCUUCUUUCUCUCUCAUCAAAUACAUCUUUCAGCCACAUCAACUACCCCUCCAAAUCAGACACAAUGGCCGCUCAGAUCCCCCCCGGAGGAACCUACCUCGACACCUUCAAGAAGUCAUUUGUCGAUGUCAAGCCCGACGCCGACAAGGAGAAUGCCAUCCCUACCUCCGACUUCCUCGAUGCCUCCGAGUCUCUGACCACCAUCUUCGAUGCCCUUGGAGGCGUUGCUUUCGGUCCCGUCAAGAGCGACAUGGGCGGCAACAUCAAGAAAAUCCGUGAGCGCCAGCUGGCUGCUCCCGGCGAGUCCGCCACCCUUCAGGAGCUCGUCAAGGCCGAGCUGGCCACCAAGAAGCACGUUGCCACCGAGGGUCUCCUCUGGCUGGUUCGUGGUCUCGAGUUCACCUGCAUCGCCCUGAGCCAGAACGUCGCCAAGGAGUCCGAGGAGCUCUCCGAGUCCUUCCGCAACGCCUACGCCACCACACUCAAGCCCCACCACAGCUUCCUCGUCAAGCCCAUCUUCAGCGCCGCCAUGAGCGCCUGCCCCUACCGCAAGGACUUCUACGCCAAGCUCGGCUCUGACCAGGACAAGGUCGCCGCUGAGCUCCGCGUCUACCUCGCCUCCCUCGAGAAGGUUGUCGGCAUCCUCAAGGGCUUCCUCGCCAGCAAGGACGCCAAGUGGUAAGCGCAAACAAUGCUCUUGUGCGCGCUGACCGAGAAGAAUCAAAGGCCCCCCAAAGAAAGCGGGUACCAAAAAGAAAGUGAAAUAAACAACGAACAAUGACGAUAUGAUGGAAAGAACAACAUGUCCGUGUCAGUGUCCGCUGCGAUGCUAGUACAUCGUCAGCCACGAGCCAGUUUACGCAGCCUAGAAAUGAAUCACAACCUCGAAGCUUGAACCAAAUACCUUUCUUUGAGCUUUAUGCAAUCGAACAAUGACGAGCUUACACAAUGACCUUUGACACUUUUGAACUCUCCUGGAGUCAUAGUACAGAAUGUCGAGAGUCGUGAAACAACCUGCGUAUUUAACAGGGCUUGUCAGCACACUCAUGGGCAUUAACUUCGCAAAACAGACACAUGACAGAUAACAUCCACACAGCGACAACACUCAGAUCGUCUUCACCACCCCAACCGAUUUUCUUCAACAAAACCAG